Messenger RNA from Monomorium pharaonis (pharaoh ant), 8183 nucleotides. Its product is annotated as ELAV-like protein 3. Lineage: Eukaryota; Metazoa; Arthropoda; Insecta; Hymenoptera; Formicidae. The coding region runs from base 1545 to 2666 and encodes 373 amino acids. The transcript has 10 exons. The record is from RefSeq and is a predicted model, not a curated record. Gene Ontology annotation, cellular component: ribonucleoprotein complex. Gene Ontology annotation, molecular function: RNA binding.
UUAGUUACCGCACCACAUAAAGGCAUUGCGUUGUAGACACCGUUUUACCCGCAACAUUCUUACUAUUUGCUUGCAUAUCUCCUAAUUUCUGAACCCUUCAAUUCGGCAUAAGAAAAAAAGAAAAAGAAAUACACUCGGUUCGGUAUUGUUCGUCAUCAUAAAAACAGCCGUUGCUCUCAUCGUCGUCGUCGUCGUCGUCGUUGUCGUCGUCGUCGUCGUCGUCGUCGUUCUUUAACGUUCAGUUUGUUUCUGCUGCUUUGUCCCGUCCACGUGUCGGUCGAGCAACGUUGUCGUUCGCCUUCGGGGGUGACACUGUCACAAGAAGAUUCGCGCGGGAAGAUAAGUUUACCGGACGGAAUCCGGCCGAAGAUAAAGCAGAGGAAUUACCCUUCCGUGUUCUUCCAAUCUUACGAUUUUGUUCGAUCCCUGAUUUUAUAUACGUUCUCCGUUACAACUUGUACUCCCGAUUUGUCUUGCCCUAGGAACGUCUUCUUGGUGUCCCGACGUCAUCCAUCCUUCUCGAUCGACGAACCCUCUGAUCGAUUUAACGCGAGUCGCGAUCCCAACACGAAAAAUCACGAAUCGACGCGUAAGAUGGUGCGUGAUCUUUUCACGUAACGCGAAAGCCAGAUAGAAAACGGGAGAUCAGCUAGCGUGAGAGUUGAGCGCGUUAACGAGGAACCGGUAGCGUGAUCAACAAGAUCGUCAGCUGGAAGAUUCUUUAAUCGGCGGAAGAGGCACCAACAAAUACAAAACGAAAGAAAGAGGGAAAGGCACAAAUAGAGAGGGACAGAUAGAAGUGUCUCCUGUUGGUCGGGGGUGGGAGUGAAGGAGAGAGAGAGACACUGGGUGUGUUCGUCUUCGCGCGCGAGAUUUGUUUAUCUCCUGUCGCGAGUUAUAGUUAUCGAGUGUUCACAAAUAAUCCGGCAUCGUCCCGUAUUUCUCGUUUCCCGACGGAAUUCGAUCGAUGCCGGGACUCGUGUUCGAUGAUCGAAAACCGGCCUCCACGUUGAUCGCGCGAUCGUCGGUCCGGACGUUCCGGGUCGCGUAAGAUUUGUUGAGAAAUUUGUUGACAGAGGAAAGGAGAGGAAACGCUAGUACAAAGAUACGCACGCGGGGGAAAACGCAGCCGCGAAACGAUACGUACGAGAUAUUGCGUAAUAGAGAGAAAUAAAAGUAAUUAAAAGUAGAAAACCCAUCGCCGCGCCGUUUCGUUCUGCGCCCAGUUAUCGGCAUCCUCCAACCACUGAUUUUCAUCGUUAACCGUAGGUAGAGAGGAGACGUCGAACUCUCGCGAUGCACGAUGAGGCAUCAAGCAGAUCCGGAACGGAGCGAGGACCGGGACUGCGGGUCCUUGUCGAGGACAAGCAGGAUGUCUCGAGAGGGACACUUCCGUCCGCGACGGCCUCGAUUACAAUGGUGCGUGAGCCAGAGAGGGAGAGCUAAACGAUAUAUAACCGAUGUGAAGAUCGAUUGAUAUCGCUUUCUUUUGCUAAACUACUAGAUUUCGUACAUAGUUAAGGACGACUCGUUAGAGGAUUGCAAUGAUGGCGAACGGAAUGGACACAGUCGUGCAACAAAACGGAGGAUCGACCCUCGGGCAGACCUCGCAGGAAGAGUCGAAGACGAAUCUCAUAGUGAACUAUUUGCCGCAGAGCAUGACACAGGAUGAGAUUCGUUCUCUGUUCUCCAGUAUAGGCGAGGUCGAGAGCUGCAAGCUAAUCCGUGAUAAGCUCAGCGGUCAGAGUUUGGGUUACGGUUUCGUCAACUACCACCGGCCUGAAGAUGCCGAAAAGGCUAUAAACACGCUCAAUGGUCUUCGUUUACAGAAUAAAACCAUCAAGGUGUCGUACGCGAGACCGAGCAGCGAGGCGAUCAAAGGCGCGAAUCUGUACGUCAGCGGCUUGCCGAAAAAUAUGGCGCAGCAGGAUCUGGAGAAUCUCUUCAGUCCUUACGGCAGAAUUAUCACGUCGCGGAUACUGUGCGACAACAUCACCGUACGACAGUUUGUGACCGGCGGCGGAGACAAUUUGCCCGGCCUGUCGAAGGGCGUCGGCUUCAUAAGGUUUGACCAGCGCGUCGAAGCCGAGCGGGCGAUCCAAGAGCUGAACGGCACCAUACCGAAGGGCUCGUCCGAGCCGAUCACCGUCAAGUUCGCCAACAACCCUAGCAACAACAACAAGGCGAUACCGCCGUUGGCCGCCUAUCUCGCACCACAGGCCACGCGACGCUUCGGCGGGCCGAUCCACCAUCCGACCGGCCGCUUCAGGUACAUUCCACUGUCGCCACUAUCCAGCACUGGCAAGGCCAUGCUUGCCAUUAACAAAGGCUUACAGAGUAGGUACAGUCCUCUGGCGGGUGACCUUCUCGCGAACUCGAUGCUGCCCGGUAACACGAUGAACGGCGCCGGCUGGUGCAUCUUCGUUUACAACCUCGCACCGGAGACCGAGGAGAACGUGCUCUGGCAGCUGUUCGGGCCGUUCGGCGCCGUCCAAUCGGUCAAGGUGAUCCGUGACCUGCAGACGAACAAGUGCAAAGGCUUCGGGUUCGUGACGAUGACCAAUUACGAGGAGGCUGUGGUGGCCAUACAGAGCCUGAACGGCUACACCUUGGGUAACCGCGUGCUCCAGGUCAGCUUCAAGACGAAUAAGAGCAAGGCGGCGUAGGACGAGCAACAGGCGGCAGCGGCGGCGGUGGCUGCGGCUGCGGCUGCGGCGGCGGACGCGGCAGCGGACGCGGCGGCGGUGGCGGCACCUUAUCAUCAUCAUCAUCAUCAUCAUCGUCGUCAUCGGCUGCUACGUACCGCGGCGGUGGUACAGCUGCCAGUGCCGGUGCCGGCGGGUCACCUUUACAACAAGCGGGGGCCUGGCCUGGUGCCGGGCGGUAUUGGUAACAACAAUAUCAACAGUCACUUUGGGGUCGCCGGCACCGGCGCCGGCGGCAUCCUUCACGGAGGAGUCAAGGCCCAACGACAGCCGUUCCUUCAGCGCCUACCGUCGCGCAUACACGAUCUCACUCGGGCGAUCGAGAUGGCCGUCUCAGGAGCGGCGAAUACGGCAACGCAGCAUCAGCAACAGCAGCGUCACCACGCGCAAGCCAAGCAGACCUCCCUGAAGAGCAAACCCAACAACAACCGUCAGGCCGGCAGCAAGAAGCUCCAGCAGAGCGAGAAAGUGUAGUUGCGAGGAGUGUGUGAAAGAGAAAGAGGCAGAGAGAAACUAUGAGCGUAUGUAUGCGUUUAUGUGUGUACGUGCGUAUGUGCGUAUGUGUGUAUGUGUGAGAGAGAGAGAGAGAAAGCAAGAGAUAAGAAGAAAUUAAGAAAGAAGAAAUUAAAGAAACGGAAAGAAGGCCGCGCGAGAGAUAAUUAGAAAAAGUAGAUUGGAUCGUUCGACUGUCCGAUAUGUAAUCGUGGACUGUGCGUGUGGAAAGCUCGAAGGAAAACAAUGGGGAGAGGGGGAGGGUUAAAAGAAGAUAUUAACGAGUUCUCUCGUGUCCUCUCAUUCCCCUUCUUUUCCUCGCUGCGCUCUUCCUCUUUCGAAUUCCUCUUUCUGUCCCUGCGUUCGAUCAGGGUCAAAGGUGAAAAGAAGACACGCGAAGAUCGGGGGAGACAUCCUUGUCAUCUUACUAACAUAAAAUAGAAAAAAAUUUGACAAGAGGGACACGAGAUCGAAGCGCGUUUUCCCUUCGUCUUGCGUCCUUCUGCUAUCACAAGAUGUCGAAUAGGAAGUGUCAUUCCUAGCUACAAACGCAUACAUUUUUCCUGACUAGAUGACGCGCGAAAGGAUGAUAGAAGAAUAACGCGGUAAGAUCGGUUAAAAAGAGGAAUUGAUUCUUAGGUCUUACGCGUGACUCACACAGCGACCUAUCCACGCUCUGUGUAUACAUAUUGCCAAUUUAUAUGUAUGUAUACACGAAGGGGCAUGCUUGUGGACCAAGUGGUGUCCGCGUGGGACAGGGCGGCAAGUCGACAGAAAGAAUUGAAAGCUCAAAGAAAGAGGAAGGCGUAAAAAACGAGGUAUAAAAGCGAGGAAGAAAGGCAUAGAGAAAGAAAGAGAGAAAAAGGACUUUCCCUUUGAUUAGCAUUUGACGAUGCGUCGAGAGCCUCCGCCAGGCAUUUCGGCAAAUCUUUUUAUUUUUAUUUUUUUUUUCUACUUAAAUAUACAUCUCUCCAUAACUGGGUUAGUCACGACGAUAUCGGGCUGUGAGACUGAAUCAUACACACCAGACACGCAAUUAAUAUACAUAUACAUACAUACACAUACACUUGCACGUACAAGUAGAACGAUCACCAAAACGCGGUGUUAAGAGAAUAGCGGAUUGUCGUGGAAGGAAACAUAUUUCGGGACGCGCUCACACGAGAUAAAACUCGUCGAAAUGCAGGAGAAAGAGAAUGGAUGAGAGGGAGAGAAAGAGAAAGAGCGAGAGAGAGAGAGAGAGAGCAAGAGAGACAGAAGAAAGAUAGAGGGGAGUAUAAAAGAAUGAAACCUCAGAGAAACACUCACACACAGUGCUUAGUAGUAGGUGGUUAUACAUACUCGUUUUAUGUAUAAGUUUUAGAGUAUUAGCGUCGUGUGGAUGAGAACGGGAGAGAAACAGAUUGGGGAAUACGAUGAAGGUACGGACGAAGUAUGCGAAGGGAGGAAAUGGAAAUAUCGGGGGGGAAAGAAGGUAAAAUUGAUUUCGAGGGUUUACGAGUGCAAAAGCGUGCGGGAGCCGUAUGGUAAUCGAGAGGAAAGGAAGGAAAUAAAAAAGAAAGAAAGAAGGAAAGUCAGGUAUUGUGGGGCAGGGCUCGCACUCACGUGUUCGUACGAUCGCAUGGAAAAGAUUUCAGUGUGCGGGCACGAUGUGUACCUUAAUGUAACCCCGUAAGUUUAAUUAGAAUGUUACCGUUUGAUGAGAAUGGACGUAUUUAUUCUCGGGCGAGGCGGCUCCCGGAGGAUCGCGAAAUCGGCGAUUCUCGGGGCUCGGUAUAGGUAUAGGUAGAAAGAGGAAAAGAGAGUGAGAGAGAGAGAGAGGGAGAGGAAGAGAGCACGGCCUGAGGGAUCGCAAAGCGAUCUAAUCGCGUAACUAUAAUAACCAUUACAUUUCUACUAGUCAGUACUCAGGUGGUCUUCAUUGCCGCGCAUACGUGCUGAUGAUAUGCGCGUAUAUAAUGUGUCUCUUUUGUUUUUCUUUUUUUUUCCCCCUUUUUUAUGUGAGACGUAUUUAUUAGGUAGUAAAAAUGUGCUUUCGCAGGAUCGGAUUCUCUGACUCUCGACAAUUCUCCGCGAGGAUGCACCGUCCGAGAAGGUAUUUUACGAGAUGUUCCGCAGCUUCGCGAUGGCAUCAAUUUUAUGAUUUCCUCGAGAAAUUUUCAUGACUAUCGGGAAUCAAAAUAACAAAGAGUUCUUGUUUAACAGAAAAAAAAUUAAGAAUAAUUUUUGCACAUGUAAAUAUACAUGCUGUUUACAUUUUAUAGUAUGUGAAACAUCAAGGAAUAAUUCAGAUCGCGCGAUCGCUCAAGCGUCGUCUUUGGCUUUUUACGCUUCUUGUCGUUGAUUAGCAUUGCACGUUUUGACGUUCCUAGGGGAAAUAUUUCCGCGAAUAUUGAUUACAUUGAUACGACAAGAGCGGUUAUCGUACUGUGAAAUAGAAGAAACGGAUGUAACAUUCGUUAUUUUACCUUCGCGUUUCAUAGAGCAUUGAUACCGUUCUCGUUUCAAAAUAUUGAUAUUACGGAAAAUUUAUAUAAGCUUUACAAAUUUGUCGCGGAUUGAAUCUCUUUAGAACUUUAAAAUUCUGGAAUAGAAAGCUCCUCCCGUUCCUGCAUGUUGUACUUCGAGGACGGUGUAUGCGACCGGUAUGUGAUACGGAUUAAUGACAGGAUUGAUUAAUGUUCGAUCUCAAGUCAGAUUAAGGAAUCACGUAUCUAGUCUAUGUGCAAACUGUCGCGUCGUCGGUGCGUUUUGCCCUCGAAGAAAGAAAAAGGAAACGACAGAGACGUCGGUAACGAACACCAGUAGAGAGAAGCUGGAAACGGUGGACGCAACGACGAGCGCGGCUAAGUGAAACGACGCGAAGCAUGCGAGCCGGAUUCCUCAUGCUCACUCGCGUUGUCGUCAUUCUUUCGAAUGACCAUGGAUCGAUGGUUUAUUAAAAUGGUGAUUGUAUUAUAGACAAAAUCCUGGAGGGAUUCUCCGUAAGUGCAUACGUAGCUUUUGCCGCUUCGGCAAGUCGUCCCAAGGAGACUUUAAACGACCACAGCUCAAGGAGUGACUCUCCGCAAUUGUAAGUAGAAAAAUUCAGAAAUUACUUUGCGAAAGUGACUCUCUUCGACUGCGCGCAGAUAUCACGUUCGUCAAAGGGAUUUCCGCACCCGCUUCUGUCAGGAUCGCUCACCCGAGUGAUUCCGUAACGAAUGCGGAUAAAAAGUCCUUGAACCGUCAUCGUGAACUCCUGCGGGACGACUUUUGAACGGCGAACGAUUGACGGAUCUCCGAAAAAGAAGACGUGGGGAGGGGCCGAGCAUGAGGACGCAGGUCGCGUGUACUUAAUAAUUAUGAAUUAAGCGAUACUCGGUUAAGGAUAGAUUUAGUCAAGGAAACCAAAAAAAAAAAUAACAUGUAUGUUGUCUUAUUUAUGUGUACCUUUUUGUGUCUAGUCCGGGAGUCACGAGGAGACGCGCGAGGGCAGAGGAUACAACGCUCUCUCUCUCGUUUUGAAAAGUCGCGCGACUCCCACGAGCGUUGUGGAUUUUCUUUUUCUCUAAGACGUUACUUUAUUCAGAACCGCCGCCGCCGAAUCGCGCGCGAGCCCUCACUUGGCACGUGGGGGACACGGAGCAUCUCGGCGAGGCGCCAGGAUCUCGAAUGUUAGUGCAAAUUUUUAAGGCGUCGACGGGCAUUAAAACGUCGCCGCGUAAACGCAAACUCGCUGAUCGGAGGGUGUUUGAACGAUGAUUGGUCUUCAUCGCUCAUAUUCGUAAUUUAUAUCGCAGCAUCAUUGUACGAAUGUCGUGUCGAUACAGCGCCAACGCAUUCGUACGUGCAGACAUGUAUGAGGCAUUUCCUCUCCCCCCCCCCCCCCCCCCCGAUUGAUUCGCGAACGGUAAUUUUUAUUCGCAAUGUGAGAUAUAUAUAUUUCGCGUGUAUUUUCUCGCGCGAGCACCGAUAGAAUAUUAAUAGAUCGUUAUUGAGAAUAUAGAAAAUAAAUUAAUAGCGUGCUGAUGCCACUUGCCGCGAAAAAUGUGUCCAUAGCUGUAGUAAUUUAACAGCUGUAGUAAUUUCACGCGGAUACGUGAGAGAUGAAUUGUAUCUCGGCGGCAUCCUCUCGGUAUCAGCGAGACGUCCGUUUUUUCGGGACGUUUCUCUUAUAUUACACAUGCGAAUUCACAUUUGCCAUUAUACUUAUCUUCUCCUUUUCGCUAUUGCCAUAUUAUUAUGAUUAUACUUAUUAUUCUAUUACUAUUAUUAUUAUUACCAUCGUCAUCGUCUUAUUAUUAUUAUUAUUAUUAAUUGUCAUUAUUAUUAUUAUUAUUACUUAUGAUCGUGUAUAUUUUCUGUGUCUAUCGUCUAGUAGCUACGUGUAACCUCUAACACCUCAUUACUUACUCUCGUAUAAUAUUACUAGAGAAAAAUAUAAACAAGUACUUUACUCACUCUUCACUUGCUCACUUAACAUUGCUCUUUCUGUCGCCACUUUCUGCCAAUCGCUCUAUAACUAUUACGUUGCUAUUACCGCUACCGCUAUGUUACCACCAUUACUUAUCACUUACUACUACUACUACUACUACUUAAUACAACUAUUUAUUUAUUUAUUUAAUUAAAUAACAUAACCACUUAUUAUGUUUUAUUUAAGGAUUAAACUGAUUUGUGUUUGGUUCAAACGUCGUUUGUUUUAUUUCUAUUAAAAUUGUUUCAGUUGCCAUUCACCCGGCGUCCCGACCCGACCCUACCUACAAUUAUCGCCGAUUCGUUCCUUAGUCUCGACCCAUCCUCCCUUCACCGACAUUCCACGAUCUCUUCCUGACAUUCCACGAGUUACAGACUGAUGUAAUAGCGAUAUUAAACAAAAAGAAAAACAAAAACGGCGAGCCGCUGGACCUCGAUGCACGAGACACCGCUCAUGGAUCCUGGUUCGUAGCGGCUUCAUUAUUUAUAAUUACUAUUAGUAAAGUCGCGAACACCGCCAUAGACACUACCAAA